UUUUUUUUUUACACAAUGAACACACACACACACACAAAUAAAAAAAAAUGUUGACGAAAUUUUGCUGAACUAAGAGGACGGGACUUUCUUUCCGGAGGUGCAGUCGGGGACAGCGGGGCUUGGGUUGCCGGCUGGACGGGCAUGUGGGUUAAUAGUUUUGCAAUUAGCAGCCGCACACUGUCGCCGCGAAGCACCGUGAACGCGGGCGGAGGACUGCCUUAAGACGCCCCCCAGUGAUACCCUUUUUGUGACACUAAAUAAAUUCUCAACUUUCCACCCCAAUACACGUAUGGAGAGAGACUAGUUCCAAUUCAAAACAUGGAAAAUGACAAAAUAAUUAGCAAAUUCAGUGCAGCAGGCCUCAUGGAAAGAUAUCAAAAUUAAUCUACUAAAUUUGGCUUUUUUUUUUUUUUUACUUCCCCUGCCAUCUGUCAGCUGUUCUACGAAGCUUCGAGAUACACACGGGCUGAUACGUCCGAAGGAUAGUUGCAUUGAUAUUGCAGACUCUUGAUGAGCUGUACUCGUGUGAUGGACAAGCGCAAAUCAUCUUCUGCGCUGAAAGGGUUAAUCAAUGCCUCUUUUGAUGUUUAGUGAUCAUAAAAAUGCAUUUAAUAAAUCACUAUACUUUUAUUAUUGAAUAUGUGGCUUACACGACUUACUCUUUUUGUGCAUCGUGACGUUGCCCUGGAAAAUAGAGCAUACCUGAACAACCGAUUAUGCGGUGGUCUUCGUGCAGCAAUAAGCAAAAAUUCUGAGCAGCAAAUAUCCUUCCUGCGUUCAUCAGCAGUUGAUGAUAGAGUUUCAGUAAAAAUCUCACAACUUAAUUUCUUGUUUUUUUCUAAAACAGAAAGUAAGGAGGAUAUGAUUCAGAACCUCCUGAAGUCAAGAGGCACAGCUCUUCCUGUGAUCUUUGAGGACCCAAAGACUGCCAUUCAGGCAACUCACGCAAUAUCAAGGAAGGAAAAGGCACUUGCCCAGAAGGUUGCGAGAAAAAAAGAAAUGAAGGCGAUUCUGGGAAAGAGAAGACAGGUGGCACUGAGUGAGACGAGUGAUGAUGACGACGAAGAGCUUGUGCCUCGAAAGCUGCUGACGAUUGAGAAGCAGGCGAAUGCUGAGCUUGAGAAGGAGCUGGAAAGGGUACGAGGAGAACUAGCGGCUUCAAGGAAGGAGUUGGAAGAAGAGCGGAAAUUAAGAACAGCCCUUUCUUGGACGCUUCUUUCGAAGUUUGACGAUGAUGGACUCCACAUCGCCAAGGCACGCCCACCACAACAGGCAAAUGUCAGCACGCUGGGGGCUCUACCCAACAUUAGCACGCCUCUCGCUGGAAAAAAGACUGCGACCCACAAACCACAAGGUGUGGCAGCUACAAGUGGCAGCCAGCUUGGGGCUCGCCCCAGUAUCAGCACGCCUCCCAGUGCUGGAAAGAAGACUGCAACCUACAAACCACAAAAGGCGGCAGCUGCGAGUGACGGCCAGCUUUGGGCUCGACCCAGCGUCAGUAUGCCCCCCAGUGCUGGAAGAAAGACCUCGUCCCACAAACCACAAGGGGCGGCAGUUACAAGUAACGGCCAGCUCGGGGCUCGACCCAGCGUCAGCACCCCCCCCAGUGCUGGAGAGAAGACUGCGGCCCACAAACCACAAGGGGCGGCAGCCACAAGUGACGGCCAGCUUUGGGCUCGACCCAGCGUCAGCACACCCCCCAGUGCUGGAAGAAAGACCUUGGCCCACAAACCACAAGGGGCGGCAGCUACAAGUGACGGCCAGCUGGGGGCUCGACCCAGCGUCAGCACGCCCCCCAGCGCUGGAAAGAAGACUGCUGCCCACAAACCACAAGGGGCGGCAGCUACAAGUGGAAGCCAGCUCGGUCAGCCGAGUCCUGGGGUUCCGGAGCAAGUCAUGGGCCCACCUAUUGAAGCCUUGCAUUCUGUGCACACAGCAGAAAACCAUGCUGGGGACCGUGGCAAGGACCAGGACAAACAUAUUGAGGCGGACCUCGGGGAGGAUCUUGUUGAGUGCGCUGACUGGGACAUUGAUUGGGACAUUGAUGAAGAUGUUGGAGGCGACGUCGGAGGCCACUUCGCAGAGGACGGCGGAGAUGGAAACGACAUUGAUGAAAACAUUAGAGGUGGCGCCGCAGAUGGAGACGCCGUCGGCGAGAACGACAGCUCUUCUGUUCCACUUUUCCAAGUGCAGGAAGGACAAAUUCAUGUGGGGUCAAAUAUCUUUCUACUGAAAAAAAAAUUUGAAUUCGUAUUUGAUGCAAAAACCGACUCGAUGUGCGUUAAGGACGCAGCAAGGACCAUCUGGUCUACAGCAGAGCUCCUCGAGCGCAGCGUCAGUGGGAAACCUUGUAAGAGGUACCUGAAACUGGGUGCCUUGGGCAAGAAGAGAAUGACCCCUGAGAAGAAAGGGGCUGUUUUGAAUAUGUACAGGAAGUACAUCCAGGACAAUCCCUCCGUGAAGGAGAUAGCCGUCCUGGCCGACCCAAAUCUCUCUCCCGACAAGAGAGUGGCUGCUGCCGCAGCGAUGAGGGAAGCUCGUCUCAAGAACAUGAACAAGUACAUUGCUGAAAUGUGUAACGACCAGCAGAAGAAGGACAAACUUGCCCGGGCACUUUUCGUGGAGGAGAGUGAGGAGCCCAUCAGUGGUGCUUCAACCUCGGGGAGCUAAGAGAAGAUUCAGUGUUCAGGUCAACGGUCAUGUGCUCAACUCUUUUUCCUGUUUUCUCUUUGUCUUGGGCUUGAAAUAAAACAGGUCUGUAUGUUU
This is a messenger RNA of Ixodes scapularis (black-legged tick), 2766 nucleotides long. RefSeq lists its product as uncharacterized. Gene Ontology annotation, biological process: negative regulation of DNA-templated transcription. Gene Ontology annotation, molecular function: DNA binding. Bases 640 to 2670 code for a protein of 676 amino acids. The record is from RefSeq and is a predicted model, not a curated record. NCBI's taxonomy places the organism in Eukaryota, Metazoa, Arthropoda, Arachnida, Ixodida, Ixodidae. The transcript is spliced from 16 exons.